AUCAAUCUAAAAUUCAUUCUGUGAUAAACUUUCUAUAAACGAUCAAUCUAAUUUAAACGUUCUCUGCUAUUUCUUCGGUCUUUCUCGAGAGAAAAUGUCUUGCUGUGGAGGAAACUGUGGUUGUGGAUCUGGCUGCAAGUGCGGCAACGGUUGCGGAGGUUGCAAAAUGUACCCAGAUUUGGGCUUCUCCGGUGAGACGACCACAGCUGAGACUUUCGUCUUUGGCGUUGCACCGGCGAUGAAGAACCAGUAUCAGUAUGAGGCUUCUGGAGAGGGCAGCGCUGAGAACGAUGCAUGCAAGUGUGGAUCCGACUGCAAGUGUGACCCAUGCACUUGUAAAUGAAUAAAGAAACCUUUUUAAAUAAAUGAAUAAAGAAACCUUUUUAAAAAGGCAGAGAUAAUCAGAGUUUUAUAUUCUUGGUUUGGUUUAUGGUGUAAUAAUGGCUGCGGCCUUUGUCUUUUAGCCGGUAAUGGUUUUCGUUUAUGUUGACGUGAUAUCUAGAUGUCUCUGCCAUGUGUGACGGAUGAGUCAGUUUGUACUUCUAUGGAAUGAAGUUGAAUGAUUCUCUAAAUAUAAUAGUAGUCUUCGAAUAUAAAA
This is a messenger RNA of Raphanus sativus (radish), 598 nucleotides long. RefSeq names its product metallothionein-like protein type 2, MT2-18. The transcript has 2 exons. The record is from RefSeq and is a predicted model, not a curated record. Bases 95 to 343 code for a protein of 82 amino acids. Gene Ontology annotation, molecular function: metal ion binding. NCBI's taxonomy places the organism in Eukaryota, Viridiplantae, Streptophyta, Magnoliopsida, Brassicales, Brassicaceae.